Messenger RNA from Argiope bruennichi, 3017 nucleotides. Its product is annotated as hornerin-like. Bases 72 to 2783 code for a protein of 903 amino acids. NCBI's taxonomy places the organism in Eukaryota, Metazoa, Arthropoda, Arachnida, Araneae, Araneidae. Gene Ontology annotation, molecular function: structural constituent of chitin-based larval cuticle. Gene Ontology annotation, cellular component: chitin-based extracellular matrix. The transcript has 4 exons. The record is from RefSeq and is a predicted model, not a curated record.
GUCAAUGUUCAUUAGCUUAUCAGUGAGACAACAACGGGGAAACAAACUGAGGAUUAUACAUUGAGGAUAGAAUGUUUAAGGUCAUUUUAUUCUCGGCACUGCUAGGUGCAGCAUGUGCCACAUUUCCUCUCACUUAUGAAGACAUUGACCAUAGUAAUUUAGGGCUCAUUGAUGUCGAUGAAGUAAGACCACACUAUAUGAUUCCAGCUGUCCAGUCUCAUAUCCCAAUUGAAUUCGGUGAGAAUGAUAGACAAGUAUUGGAAGAUGACAUUGGAACCCCUUUGGAGCAGUUAUCUGUUCAGGCAUAUCCAAAACAUCCACCUCAUUACGGAGGUAAAACGAAACAUGGUAAUUAUAAGGGAUCAGAUAGUUCUGCAGAUAUUAAGCAAAAGAAGCAUUCGUAUGAAUCUACUAAGGUCUCCCAAGAAGAAAUCGAGGUUAAAUCUGUAAAUAAUCACUAUGGUAGCAGAAUGCCACAACAACAUAAAUCUAGCGGAUAUAGCCAAGGUAAACGCGCUCCAUCCAAAGGAUCAUAUGGAAAGAAAUUAGAGCAGAAAAGAGAUUCCGCUGAACCUGGAGAUUAUUCCCAUAGCAUUGGAGAGAAAAAUGAACCAAAGCAGACAGAAAACAAACACUACCAUCAUCAACAACAAGAACCAGUUCAAAAACAUGUAGAACCAGAUUUUAAAGGUUCUUCUGACAAUUAUGGACAUCACACCCACAGUUCACAUGCUCCAGUUCAACAAAAGCAUCAUGAUUCAGUAGCACAACCUAAAUAUUCUGGUCAUAAAAGUGCUUACGAGGGUCAAAGUAGUUACAAGAUGAGCCCCAAACACAAGCAAACAAGUUAUCAAAAACCAGAAACACAUGGAAUUUAUCGGGAAGGGCCUAAGAAAUACCCAUCCAAUCAUCAUAGUUAUACUCCUAAAACACAUCACUCAGUAGAACCAAGUAGAAAUUACCAUCAUGGUGUCAAAAGCCAUGGAAAUUACCCUGGCCCUCAGCUUCAUAAAGAUUCAGGUUAUAAAAGUCACGGCGGUAAUUUGGGGUAUCAUGGUUUAAACAGAGGAAGCAACAAUCACUACAACCAUGGUGGAUCUAGUUUUAACGGUUAUCAUCCGGGACAUUACAACCAACAUAAACAUUCGCAUCAACAUUCUACAUAUAGCUCAGGACACAUGACAUAUCCACGAGGUGGAGAAGGACCAAUUGGACAAAGUGCUGGUUAUAAAAAUAUACAAAGUGGUUACGGAAUUCCAAGAAGCAAUUCUGGCUACCAUGCUAUUUCAGGACCCCAAUAUAGUUCUCAUCUGACACCAUAUUCAGGAUCUCCUAGCUACCAUCAUAAUACCCAUAACUUUAAAAAACAGGAACAUUAUCCCAAAUCCAUAAAGACAAGUGGAAUUAAACAUCAUUUAGGAGGCAGUAUCUCAUCAGGCUAUUCUAGACCAACAAUUCCAUCAGGUUAUCCCAAUUCCGGUUCAGGACACAGAGUUUACACUGUCCCAUUGAUCAGAAGCGAGCAUCAAUCGAAAAAGGGUUACUCACAACCAAAAUUGAGUCAGGAAAAGCACAUUGAUAAUGAUUACUCUCCAAAAAGUGCAAUUGGAGAAUCCGGUUACCAUGGACAAAAUUCUCCAUCUUAUCAUAAGCCACCAACACCGCAUAAACCAAACUACCAAGUUGAACACCAUCCAAAACCUGCUUAUGGUGGUUCAGAUGCUGGUCACCAUGCACCCAAAGAAUACCAUGGUAUAAGAAACAACUAUGCCAAACCAUCAUAUACUCAUAAUCAUGGUGGAUCUAGUGGCACAUUUGCACACAGGCCCUCUUAUCCCAAAAGUCAUUCUGUUAAAGGAGGAUUUAAUGGAUAUAAGCAUAGUUCUUCCUCAGAAGGUAAUAAGAAAUAUUUGCCAGUAACUGCCUCACACGGAAACAAUUAUAAAUCUGGAUCUUCAGGUUCUCCCAUUGAACAGCAUAAAUACGAGCCAUCUCAUAUUGAGCAGAAAGAUAUUGGACACGAGGCAGUUCUAGGUGGUCAUGGAGGCUCUGGUGGUAUCUCAAGUGGAUCUGGUUAUGGAUCGAAUGGAAACUCACAUAAAUAUAAACAACCAAAAAUUGAGCAAAAAGAUAUAGGAUACGAAUCUCAUUUAGGAGGACACGGUAGCCCUAGUGGUACCUCCAGCGGAUCUGGUUACGGAUCUAGUGAAGAUUCACAUAAAUAUAAACCAUCGAAGAUUGAGCAAAAAGAUAUAGGAUAUGAAGCUCAUUUAGGAGGUCAUGGAAGUCCUAGUGGUAUCUCCAGUGGAUCAGGUCACGGAUCUAGUGAAUAUAAACCAUCAAAGAUUGAGCAAAAAGAUAUAAGCUAUGAAGGCCUUCUAGGAGGACAUGGGGGCCAAGAUCCUGCUCAUAUCUCUAGUGGAUCAGGAUAUGGUUCAAGUGGAAAUUCAGGAUCGCAUGCAAAUCCAUCAUCACAUGAAGUAUACGGUUCCGACGAUCAAUAUGAAAUGUCCAAGCCAAUGCCCUAUGAAUUCAAAUAUGAGAUAAAAGAUGACGAACAUGGAGCUGACCAGUACAGAGAAGAGAAGAUGGAUGACAAUGGAUAUCUGACCGGUAGAUAUGGCUAUAAGGACCCUCAUGGCCUGUACAGGCAGGUAGAAUACGAAGCCAGUAAAGCAGGUUUCAAAGUGUCCAGUAUAAAGACCAACGAACCUGGAACAGAAAACAAAGAUCCUGCUGACGUCCAUUUUGAAGUUGAACAGAACAGUCAGCCACAUUAUUAGUUCAAUGCUAGUCUGCCAAAAUCCAAAAGAGUUGUUAUGUGUAUAAAGACAAAAAUGAAGAAGAGACAUGGGUUUACUGCCAGAUAUCUCAUGCUUUCCAAAUGGCAUUAAGGGAUGCUCUGUUUUAUCAACAUUAUUACUCAAAUAUACGGGAAUUUUAUUUAUUCUAUGUUUGUGAUUGUUCUUAUCUUGUAUGUAUCAUUGUUAAUAAUAAAUAUCAUGUUGUUUGUUUUC